AUGUAUUCAGUUGAAGUGAGUGAUGUCACAGGAGCAGAAUUCUUUGGAAAUAAGCCUGACAAGGAAUGUAAGAAUUACAAGUGGCUGUACAAGAAUUACCAACAAGCCCUGACGCUCAUGUUUGCUGUAGAGGAGAUCAACAGGGACCCUCAGUUACUGCCCAACCUCACGCUGGGCUACCACCUCUACAACACCUACCACAGUGACGCCAGCACCUUGGAGAGCUCCCUGAGGUGGCUGUCUGGGCAGGGCCAGCUCAUCCCCAACUACAGCUGCUGGGGGCGGGAGCAGCCUGUGGCGGUCCUUGGAGGAGGCACGUCAGCUCUGUCUGUCCAGAUGGGCACCCUGCUCGAGCUCUACAGGUACUCGCAGAUCAUUUAUGGGCCAUUCAAUCCCAUCCUGAGUGACAAGACUCAGUUUCCUUCUCUAUACCAGAUGGCUCUGAAGGACUCUUCCCUCCACAAAGGGAUGGUCAGACUGAUGACUCAUUUUCAGUGGACGUGGGUGGCUCUGGUGACAGUAGAUGAUCUGAGAGGGGAGGAAUUUCUGAAAGAACUGACAUUGGAGAUGGCAAGUCAUGGCAUCUGUGUGUCCUUCACAGAGAAGAUCCCUGUCAGUGAGAGAAGACACGCAGAAUCCCAGGAGCCAUUCAUGCCCAGGAUCCUAGCAUCAACCACCAAAGUGAUUUUCAUUCAUGGUGACACUGACUCGUUGAUGAUCUUGAGAUAUUCACAAGUUACUUAUUUCCGAAGUUGGAAAGUGUGGGUCACCGCCUUUUAUUGGGACAUCACCAUGAGGCCUCGACUUAUUGAUGGCUAUACUUUCCACGGGGCCCUCACAUUUUCACACCUAACAAGUGAUGUUCCUGGUUUUAAGGCUUUUCUCAGGACGGUGAACCCUGCGAAAUACUCAAAUGAUAUUGUGCUCAGAGAAUUCUGGCACUCAGCCUUUGGAUGUACAGAUGAACCGAAAAAGCUGAGACAAGAGAAAUGUUCAUUAAAUGCUUCACUGGAGACUCUGCCUUUGCUUUUCUUUGACAUGGCCAUGUCUGACUUGAGCUACACCCUCUACAACAGUGUAUACGCUGUGGCCUGGGCCCUCCAUGUGAUGUCCUUGAUGAAAUCAGGAAAAAGGCCCAUUGUAGAAGGAGAAACCUGGGGGCCUCAUCCAUGGCAGCUCCACUCCUUCCUAAAGAAUCUCCAGUUUAACACCAGCGCCGGUGACUGGGUGUUCCUGGAUGAGAACAGGCUGCCUGAGUCUCAAUAUAACAUCCUGAACUACGUCAUCUUCGAUACCGACACCGAAACUCUGGUGAAGGUGGGGCAGUUCAGCCCCAACGCGGAGCCUGGCCAAGAUUUCACCAUUAAUGAGGAGGCCAUAGUAUGGGGCUUGUCCGAUUUCAAGAUUCCCUGUUGUUCGUGCAGUGAGAGCUGCGGCCCCGGGUUCAGGCAAGCCCCUCUGGAGGGGGAGCCCAUCUGCUGCUUCGGCUGUUCUCGGUGCCCAGAAGGGGAGAUCUCCAACCAGAUGAAUAUGAAGCAUUGUGUGAAGUGCCCAGAAGAUGAAUAUCCAAAUAAGGAAAGAAAUCAAUGCCUCCACAAAAUAGUGACUUUCCUGGAUGCUUCAGAACCGCUAGGGAUGAUUCUGACCUGUGUGGCUCUUUCCUUUUCUCUCAUGACAGCUCUGAUUCUCUGGGUAUUUGUGAAGUUUCAAGACACCCCCAUAGUCAAAGCCAAUAACCGGGCUCUCAGCUACACUCUGCUCAUCUCCCUCACCUUCUGUUUCCUCUGCUCCUUGCUCUUCAUUGGCCGUCCUUCAUCAGCCACCUGCCUCCUCCGACAAACAACAUUGGGGAUUGUGUUCACUGUAGCCGUGUCCUCCAUUUUGGCCAAAACCGUCAUGGUAGUCCUGGCUUUCAGGCUCACAACACCGGGGAGCAGGGGGAGAAUGUGGGUGCAAUCCAGAGUGUCCAACUCUGUUGUCAUUAUCUGUUCUGGGAUUCAAGUGAUUCUCUGUGGAAUCUGGUUGGGAAUUGCUCCUCCUUUCCCUGAGAUGGAUACAAGCUCUGAACCAGAUCGGAUCAUCAUUGGGUGCAAUGAGGGUUCUGUCCUUGCCUUCUACUUUGUCCUGGGCUACAUGGGCUUCCUAGCCCUCUGCAGCUUCACGGUGGCUUUCCUGGCCAGGAACCUGCCUGACACCUUCAAUGAGGCCAAGUUCAUCACCUUCAGCAUGCUGGUGUUCUGCAGUGUGUGGGUCUCCUUCCUGCCCACAUAUCAGAGUGCCAAGGGGAAGGCCAUGGUGGUGGUGGAGAUCUUCUCCAUCCUGGCCUCCAGUGCUGGAAUAAUGAGCUGCAUCUUUAUUCCCAAGUGUUACUUGAUCUUGUUGAAGCCAGAGAGAAACACCCAGGAAAGUAUAAAGAAUAAUAAUGCAAAUUCCAAGGGCAGGAAUCAUUAA
Gracilinanus agilis (Agile Gracile Mouse Opossum) is the source of this 2451-nucleotide messenger RNA. Its product is annotated as vomeronasal type-2 receptor 26-like. Gene Ontology annotation, molecular function: G protein-coupled receptor activity. Lineage: Eukaryota; Metazoa; Chordata; Mammalia; Didelphimorphia; Didelphidae. The transcript has 6 exons. The coding region runs from base 1 to 2451 and encodes 816 amino acids. Gene Ontology annotation, biological process: G protein-coupled receptor signaling pathway. The record is from RefSeq and is a predicted model, not a curated record. Gene Ontology annotation, cellular component: membrane.